AUGUCGAACAUUGCUGCCGACCUUCUCGAGCAGCUACUCCGAGUCGCUGGUUCUUAUAACGACUUCGAUGUUUAUCUUGCAGUCGAGUCCUUUGAGAUCACAACCGCCUUGGCCGACCAUGGUAGAAUCGUUGCAGAUCUUUUCCGCUGUAUCAUCGUUGAGGCCAGAAACCAUCCCAACAUUGAUCUGACCGACGACGAGAUCGUCGCCCUGCUGAGAGUCUCCCACAAGAUCCGAUUCAACUAUACACUCGUCGAUGCCGUCAACCCCGAGAUUGCCCCCGAGGUCAUCCUUCCCACCCCGACUGCACGCUGGUACAAGAGAGCCCGAGCCCGCGUUCGCAACAUCAUGACCCCCGUCACCGCCGAGCGUCCUGCUGGACCUCAAACUCCUGCCACUACAGGCUCUGGAACCAUGCGUACCUGGCGCGAGAGACCCCCGACCAAAACCUCUCUGCGCAUGAUGAUGACCACUGCCAAGGCUGCGUAUCGUCGCCGUCGCCAUGGUCGCAAGGAUCGUGACCACUAA
Messenger RNA from Pestalotiopsis fici W106-1, 528 nucleotides. RefSeq lists its product as uncharacterized. The transcript has 3 exons. Lineage: Eukaryota; Fungi; Ascomycota; Sordariomycetes; Amphisphaeriales; Sporocadaceae. Bases 1 to 528 code for a protein of 175 amino acids. The record is from RefSeq and is a predicted model, not a curated record.